This is a messenger RNA of Juglans microcarpa x Juglans regia, 1838 nucleotides long. RefSeq names its product magnesium transporter MRS2-11, chloroplastic. Gene Ontology annotation, molecular function: magnesium ion transmembrane transporter activity. The record is from RefSeq and is a predicted model, not a curated record. Lineage: Eukaryota; Viridiplantae; Streptophyta; Magnoliopsida; Fagales; Juglandaceae. Gene Ontology annotation, biological process: magnesium ion transport. The coding region runs from base 59 to 1378 and encodes 439 amino acids. The transcript is spliced from 12 exons.
UAAUUUAAUCGCCGUAUGAUCGUUACAGAAUCAGAGAUCCAAUCUCUAUGAACGAGCAAUGGCUCUGACUCCUUCAUCCCCCUAUCUCCUCCAUUUUCCCCUUCACUCUCCAUCCGCAACAACUCACCACCUCCUCUUCGCCGACCUCGCUUCCAGCUCCAGCUUUUUCCAGUCCCCAUGGGCGCCGUCGCACAAGAGCAAGGUCUCUGCGAUUUCUCCUAUUGUGAUCAAGGAGGCCUCUUUGUCCAGGGUGAAAUGCAUGUCGAAAUCAACGGCGGAGGAGGACCGGUUGAUCGAACGGGAAACCAUAGCCACUUCUGACGACGGCGACGACCCGAAGGCCCCGCACCAGAGUUCAGUGCCGACCACUGGAUCGAUUGGUCCUCAGAGGGUGUCCACUUCGCUUAGUGAUUCUCUUUCUCUCGGGAUUCGCGAGCCAGUUUACGAAGUGCUAGAGGUAAAGUCAAAUGGGAUGGUAUCUACUAGGAAAAUUAACAGACGCCAAUUAUUGAAAUCAAGUGGCCUUCGUCCGCGAGAUAUCCGAAGUGUAGAUCCAUCACUGUUUUUAACAAACUCGAUGCCUUGUUUGCUGGUUCGUGAGCUUGCUAUUCUUCUGAAUCUGGGCUCAUUGCGAGCAAUGGCAACGCAUGAGUGUGUCCUUAUUUUUGACUAUAACAGUAAAGGAGGGAAGGCUUUCAUAGAAACCCUGCUGCCUCGGUUGGACCCCAAAAAUGGGCAUGGAGGACAAUGUAUGCCAUUUGAAAUUGAGGUUGUUGAAGCAGCAUUGCUUUCACGCGUACAGUGUUUGGAACAGAGAUUAAUCAAUUUAGAACCUCGUGUACAAGCUCUCCUUGAGGUUUUGCCAAACCGAUUAACUGCUGACAUAUUGGAGCAGCUUCGCAUUAGCAAGCAAACAUUGGUUGAAUUGGGCUCAAGGGCUGGGGCUCUCAGACAAGUGUUGCUUGAUCUUUUAGAAGACCCUGAGGAAAUUCGUCGUAUGUGUAUAAUGGGAAAAAACUGCACGCUUAAGAAAGGAAAUGAUGAAGUGGAAUGCUCUGUCCUCUCAGAGAAGCAGAUUGCUGAGGAAGAGGAGGAAGAAAUCGAGAUGCUUCUGGAAAAUUAUCUUCAAAGAUGUGAAUCUUGUCAUGGUCAGGCUGAAAGGCUUCUUGACUCUGCAAAAGAAAUGGAAGACUCAAUUGCUGUGAAUUUGAGUUCUCGGAGGCUUGAGGUUAGCAGAGUGGAGUUGCUUCUUCAGGUUGGGACAUUUUGUGUGGCAGUUGGGGCUCUACUUGCGGAAGCUUCAGAAGUUCAGAUCGAAGAUCGAAACAUUAUGUUCCUCAAACAAAUAAGCAUUCGGUCUCUCCAAUUACACACAUAGCCAAGGGAACAGCAUUCCCAAUCAUGAUGUUAUUAUGUUCCUCAUAAUGCACUCUCCAACAAGACAGGAACUCCAUCAGCAAGCAUGACCCACAUUGCCCCCAAGAGUGAGAAAACAUAUAAACAGAUUUCUCUCAACGUCCUUCAAACAAUGAUAAUGUCUAGAAAUCUGAUUUUAUUAUCACAAGACCUUGAGUUUUUUUAUUAACCCUUCUGAUGCCAUCAAUUGUGGUAACAUGGAGUACCUGUUUUCCCAAUGAGAGAACAAAGAAUGGACUAAUUUCUAAAUGGUCAUUUAAAAAAAAACAUUUAAACAAAAUUAUAGGGGAAUAGGGCUCAUUUAUUGAAAUCCUUUUGGUGUCAAAACAUUAUCAAUCCAUGAAAGAAUUACUUAAGUUGAAUGCUUCAGAAUGAUUAAUUUCCAACUGCCAGCCAAAUUGUUGAAUUUUGAAGUGGGAUGU